AUGGUAAAUCAAGAAUUUAUUUUCUUGUUCCAACUUUUUAAAAAUGUGUACAUUUUAGGCCAAGGGUCAUUCAUAAAUCACAUUACUCUCCUAGUGAAAGUAACAGAUGUGGAUGAGUAUAGUCCAGAGUUUGUGCCAUCAGGUCCUGUGGUCAAGUCGGUGCCAGAAAAUAUAAGCUUGUAUGAUUUGAUUUAUCAACUCAAUGCUACUGAUAGAGACUCAGGGGAUGGUGUCAAAGUGUACAGCAUCAGCUAUGGAAACACAAAGAAAAUGUUUAGCCUUGAUUCAACUUCAGGCAAAUUGAUUCUCCAAGAGCCACUGGACUAUGAGAGAGAAAAGUUUUACAACCUGGCACUUGAAGUCAGAGACUCAGGGAACUUGACCAGCACACUCAUUCUGACCAUACUAGUAACUGAUGUGGAUGACAAUGAUCCAGAGUGCACUGAUGUGUUUUUUACUAUCUCUGUGAAAGAAGAGGUUAACAUGGGAACACUCUAUACACCUCAUUGUUUUGACUUGGAUAUAGUUGCAAGUCCAGUCUUGGAGUAUAUUCCAGUUAAUGCACCAGAUGAGAUAAAAAUUAAUAAAACCACGGGGGAGGUAACUCAGAUCAAGUAUUUUGACUAUGAAAAUGCAACAACUCAUGGAUUUACUAUUGUUGUGAAAGAGUUGAAUGUGGUCAACCCCAGGUCAAUAAAAAUAAUGCUAACAGUAAAUGUAGAGCCAGUAAAUGAAUACGACCCAGUAUUUCAGCCACUGAAUAAUAAUGGAACAUACUAUGUUGCAGAGAAUACAAAACUAGGCACAUCAAUAACACAAGUGUUAGCUUCUGACAGAGAUCAGGGUUUGCAACAAGGUAGUGUCAGGUACUACAUAGAUGGAGGCAACAAUGACCAUGUUUUUGAUAUAGAUGAAACAUCUGGCAAUAUUACAAUCAUAGGAAAUGUAGACAGAGAAACAUUGGCCAGGUACCAUUUGACUGUCAGGGCUAGUGAUGAUGUGCCAGGUAGCAGUGCACAAAGAAAUGCUACUGUUACAUUGGAUAUUCUCAUCACUGAUGUCAAUGACCACACACCCCAGUUGAUACCACUCAUGUAUCAUGCUGAGGUUCUUGAAACAAUCAAACCUGUGGUCACUCUACUGAACUUCACUGUGCAGGAUGAAGAUGAAGGGAACAAUGCUCUGGUUUACAUUAAUAUAACUGAUGGAAACUUUGAGAACAAGUUUAAUAUUGUUGGUAAAACUUUAGUAUUGAAAGACUACCUAGAUUUUGAAACGACCACACUGUAUGAUCUGCAACUGGAGAUCAAAGAUUCUGGUGUGCCAUCUCUCAAAUCUGCAGGGAGGGUUAUUAUUACUGUUCUACCUGUAAAUGAACAAGCUCCACACAUGAACACUUCUCAUGAUACAAUUUUUCUACUGGAAAACAUACCAAUUGGAACAUUAGUUUAUGAUGCCAAUGCUACAGAUUCUGAUGCAGGGGUUGAUGGAGAAAUUGUUUACAGUCUGGCAACCAACUCCACAAAUGUUUUUAUUCUUGACCCAACCAACGGUCAACUGUUUGUGGGGGCGCCAAUGGACUUUGACCACUUACCAAACACGUAUUCCCUUAUAAUUGUAGCCACAGACAGAUUUGGUGCCUCCGAUAUCACGACCUCUACCAUAUCUUUGAGUAUCAUCCUACAAGACAUCAACGACAACUACCCUGUGUUUGCUGCAUCUGUGUUGAACUUAACAGUGAAUGAGAAUGAGAAGUUGGGUGUCAGUGUGGGCAGAGUCUUGGUAACUGACGAUGACUCAGGGAGCUUUGGAUUUCUUAUGUACAAUGUAACUGGUGGUAACGGCUUAGAGUUUUUCAACCUCAACAAUGUUACUGGGGCCUUAGUAACAAGAUCAAACAUCGACUAUGAAACUUAUAAAGUGCUGUAUCUGGCAGUGGCAGCUUAUGACGCAGGUAAACCUUCCUUGACAUCCAACUGUUUGGUCAAGAUUCAAGUGGUCAACAAAAAUGACAAUGACCCAGUGAUAACCCCACCAGAUAUGGCUGUGACCAUCCCUGAGACCAUCAGUCCUGGGGAUACAGUCCUGACUUACAUCGGCUUUGAUAAAGACACAGAAAUUUCUAGAUUUGAAUUGGUUGAAUACAGUGAUUAUUUUGCGAUUGACCCAGGCACUGGGGAACUGAGAACAACAGCAGUCAUGGAUAGAGAAAAUUUUAAAGAGCUUGUCUUACACAUUAGAGUAAUAGACCAUGGCACAGAUACUGACCCUCUCAUUCGCACCUCUACGGCUACCCUGACAAUUCUAAUAGAUGACCAGAAUGACAACAGUCCAGUUGUCAGUGGUACUUACAACAAGGCUGUGCCAGAAAAUAUUAACAUCAAUGAGGUUGUGUUUAAAAUCAAUGCGUCCGAUGCUGACGAAGGUCCUGGUGUCUUUAUGGGUUUUUCAAUCAUCGAGGGUAACACUGGUCAAGAUUUCCAUGUUAAUUCUGAGGGUUAUGUACAGGUAUCAAACCCACUGGACCGUGAAAGUGUCUCUCAGUACAAACUACACAUCAGAGUGACAGACCAUGGCGUCCCCCAGAGGUCAACAGACCUGUAUGCCAUCAUCAAUGUCACUGACAUCAAUGACAACAACCCUGUCUUCACACCAGCCUACUACACAUUCAACAUCUCAGAGAACUCACUGGUCAACACGUUUGUGGGGGCAGUCAAUGCCACUGAUGCUGAUGAGGGGUUGAACUCAGAGCUUAGCUACAGUUUUGACUCUUUCUACGUUGGAAAGUCAUCGCAUUUUGUUGUUGAUAAGAUAAGUGGGGCCAUUAGAGUUGCAUCAGCUGAUCUUGAUAGGGAGUCUCAAGCAUUUUAUAAGGCAAAACUCAAGGUGAAUGAUGCGGGUGUGCCCAUCUCCAGAUCAUCAUUCGCAGAAGUUGUAAUUUACAUCAACGACCUGAAUGAUGUGGUCCCAGCAUUCACCAAGUCUAAUUAUAGUGUGUUGAUUGACGAGAAAACAGCUGUCAACAAAACUGUUUUAAUUGUCCAGGCUGUGGACAGGGACUUUGGCAUCAACGCAGAAAUUGGUUACUUCAUGGAUAGCAAUUUGUAUGAUGGUUCUCUGGCCAAAAGCUAUUUCAAUGUUGAUUCAGAAACAGGCAGUGUCAGCAUUAUAAACCUGAUCAGCUAUGAAAACUGUCAGAGAUUUACUUUUGUCGUGUAUGCCAUAGAUAGAGGCACACCCCCACUCACAGGGUCUACCACAGUGUUGAUAGAUAUCAGAGACAUCAAUGAUAACAACCCAAUUUUCAGCCCAUCAUUUUACAACACUGAAGUUGCAUAUAACGGACAGUGUGAGAAAGUUGUGGCAACAGUUACAGCUGUAGAUGCAGACUUUGGUCAAAAUUCAGCUAUUUCCUACUACACCCAGGAAGAGAUGUUCCUCUUCUUCAUCACACCUGAAACUGGAGCUUUGAACCAAAGAGGUGUAGCUCCUAAAAGUGCCAGGUUCACAAUUGAGGUUCAUGCAAAAGAUGGAGGUACACCAGUAAGGAGGGCGGAGGUGCCGGCCACAGUUAGAGUGGACACUUUUGAUCCUAAUCUCUAUGUGGUCACAUUUAGACUUGGCAUCAGCAGGACUUCAUUCUUUGCUCAUGUUGACUCAUUCUUGAGCCACCUGCAGAGUGUUAUCCAAGCACACUAUCCCACCGCUGUGGUGAGAUUGUGGUGUGUUGAAGAGUAUGAAGGAGUAGCUCAUCCACCAGUCAGUGGAGUAAGAAGAUUGCUUGCAGAUCAACCUAUAGAUGUUCAUCUGUAUGCUUUGCGAGACAACACCACCGACUCUGAAGCAAACAUCAACACUGAGAAAGAUUUCCUACAGCAAGACGAGUUUCUGUCUCUGGUCAGUGCCAACCCUCAAGGAGACCCCGGCUCUUCUGUCCAAGGAAGUGACUGGGACUAUUUUGAUAUCAUCAGAGUGGACCCAUAUUAUUACAAGCCAAUAGGAUGGUUUGAUACAACAGCUGGGAGAGUCAUCACAGCUGUAGUUAUCUUCCUUGGAUUGAUUCUUAUUGGAUUUCUUUCUUACUUUUUGUUUCGAGUAUGUUCUAAGUUUUGGAGGUGAG
This is a messenger RNA of Physella acuta, 4120 nucleotides long. RefSeq names its product cadherin EGF LAG seven-pass G-type receptor 2-like. Gene Ontology annotation, cellular component: plasma membrane; catenin complex. Gene Ontology annotation, biological process: multicellular organism development; homophilic cell-cell adhesion; cell migration. NCBI's taxonomy places the organism in Eukaryota, Metazoa, Mollusca, Gastropoda, Physidae. Gene Ontology annotation, molecular function: calcium ion binding; cadherin binding; beta-catenin binding. The record is from RefSeq and is a predicted model, not a curated record.